AGGGUGAGGCGAGCACAAGCUAGCUAGUGGUGAAGCAGCCAUUGUGUGAAGAAGAGGGAAGCGGUCUCGAACGUUAUAUUUAACAGCGGAUGAAGAAACAUUCUAACUUAGAGAUAAAGGGUUUCAUUUCUACAUUAAGAUUCGUUGAAGUGAGAUAGACAGAUGUCAGAUUUUGACGAUUUUGAGAAACAAUUGCUGGAGAACCGGCAAGAACGAGAAAGAGAGCGUCACAAGAAGAAGAGUCGCAGCAUCUCCAGAAGUAGAAGUCGGGAUAAAAAACGGAGAAGUCGAAGCAGAGACAAACGCAGCCGCAGUCGUGACAAAAGAAGUCGAAGUCGAGGAGGGAGAAGCAGAAGCAGAGAUAAGCGAAGUGCUUCACGAGAACGAAAGCGACACAGUCGGUCUCCUCGUCGUUCUCGUAGAAAGAAGCCUUAUAGAUACUGGGAUGUUCCCCCUCCAGGUUUUGAGCACAUUACCCCAAUGCAGUACAAGGCGAUGCAAGCUGCGGGUCAGAUCCCAGCUACAGCAUUGUUGGCAACCUCUACAGUAGGUGGUGUGACAAUCACACCAACACAAGUUCCAAUCAUUGGCAGCCAGAUGACCAGGCAAGCCAGGCGGCUGUACGUAGGCAACAUACCCUUUGGUGUCACAGAGGCAACCAUGGCAGAUUUCUUUAAUGCUCAGAUGCGCCUUGCUGGGUUGUCACAGGCUCCAGGGAACCCUGUGUUGGCUGUGCAGAUCAACCAAGAUAAAAAUUUUGCUUUUCUUGAGUUCCGAUCAGUUGAUGAAACUACACAAGCAAUGGCAUUCGAUGGGAUCAUCUUCCAGGGUCAAUCUUUGAAGAUCCGACGUCCCCAUGAUUACCAACCUCUGCCAGGCAUGUCUGAGCAACCUUCUUUCCAUGUUCCAGGUGUUGUCUCAACGGUGGUUCCAGAUUCUCCACACAAGCUAUUCAUUGGCGGUUUGCCCAAUUACCUCAAUGAUGAUCAGGUUAAAGAACUCUUAACUUCGUUUGGUCCACUGAAAGCUUUUAACCUAGUGAAGGACAGUGCAACAUCUCUGUCCAAGGGCUAUGCCUUCUGUGAAUAUGUGGAUGUCAAUGUUACUGAUCAGGCUAUUGCAGGAUUGAAUGGGAUGCAGCUUGGUGAUAAGAAGCUUAUAGUACAAAGGGCCAGUGUUGGUGCGAAGAAUGCUAACCCGAAUGCUAUUAUUCAAACACCAGUGACCGUGCAGGUGCCAGGCCUUCCAACAAUGCAAGUUCAGAACACGGGGCUUCCCACUGAUGUGCUCUGCUUGUUAAACAUGGUGUCACCAGAUGAACUUAUUGAUGACGAAGAGUAUGAGGAAAUUUUGGAAGAUAUUAGAGAAGAGUGCAGCAAAUAUGGAACUGUGAAAUCGAUUGAAAUCCCUCGUCCACUGGAUGGAUUAGAAGUGCCUGGCUGUGGCAAGAUAUUUGUAGAAUUCAUCUCUCCUCUAGACUGCCAAAAAGCAAUGCAAGCACUAACAGGCAGAAAGUUUGCCAAUAGAGUUGUAGUUACCAAGUAUUAUGACCCAGAGCUGUACCACAGACGUGACUUCUAACAACACUCAAUCACCUUGCUGUCGGCAUUUCUGACUAAAGCUUUGUUUAUAGUUCUAACUAGAUCUGUAUAAAAUAGCACAGGUUUCAGUAGUUUGUAGUAAUCAAAUUCAGUUUAUUUUUAGCAUGGAUGUCUUGAUGUCGUUAUGGUAUUCUGCGUAAAUAUCCAUGUUGCAGGAACUGUAAUAGCAAAAAAACUUGUAAAUGGAAUUGAAUCUUUUUUAUAGUGUUGGGCCUUUCUUUCUUUUGACUUUUUGGGAAGGAACAGCAAAUUCUGUAACUGCUGAUUCUGUCAGACUGGUGAAACCAGUAUUUGAACACUGUACCUGGUUUCAACUAAUAAACUUCUGAAAUGGAAACUUA
This is a messenger RNA of Hypanus sabinus (Atlantic stingray), 1942 nucleotides long. RefSeq names its product splicing factor U2AF 65 kDa subunit-like. The transcript is spliced from 11 exons. Gene Ontology annotation, biological process: mRNA processing. The record is from RefSeq and is a predicted model, not a curated record. Gene Ontology annotation, cellular component: nucleus; U2-type prespliceosome; nuclear speck. NCBI's taxonomy places the organism in Eukaryota, Metazoa, Chordata, Chondrichthyes, Myliobatiformes, Dasyatidae. The coding region runs from base 163 to 1581 and encodes 472 amino acids. Gene Ontology annotation, molecular function: pre-mRNA 3'-splice site binding; poly-pyrimidine tract binding.